AUGGCGACCUCGAAAUUUCAAGCUCUGUGGAAUCACCCUGCUGGCCCUAAAACUAUUCAUUUCUGGGCGCCAACAUUCAAGUGGGGCAUUAGCAUAGCCAAUAUUGCCGACUCCACUAAACCACCUGAGAAAGUUUCGUAUCCACAACAGAUAGCUGUUACAGCCACUGGAGUUAUCUGGUCACGCUACAGCACUGUGAUUACUCCUAAAAACUGGAACCUUUUUAGUGUGAAUGUUGCAAUGGCUGCUACUGGCAUCUACCAACUUACACGAAAAAUUCGGCACGACUACUUUAGUGAAGAACAAGCUGCAGUGGCUAAAGAAUGA
This is a messenger RNA of Fraxinus pennsylvanica, 327 nucleotides long. The record is from the annotation of a GenBank genome assembly. NCBI's taxonomy places the organism in Eukaryota, Viridiplantae, Streptophyta, Magnoliopsida, Lamiales, Oleaceae.